Messenger RNA from Salarias fasciatus (jewelled blenny), 4197 nucleotides. RefSeq names its product nuclear factor of activated T cells 4 (gene nfatc4). NCBI's taxonomy places the organism in Eukaryota, Metazoa, Chordata, Actinopteri, Blenniiformes, Blenniidae. Gene Ontology annotation, molecular function: transcription factor binding; DNA-binding transcription factor activity, RNA polymerase II-specific; RNA polymerase II cis-regulatory region sequence-specific DNA binding. The record is from RefSeq and is a predicted model, not a curated record. The transcript is spliced from 13 exons. Gene Ontology annotation, cellular component: transcription regulator complex. Gene Ontology annotation, biological process: calcineurin-NFAT signaling cascade; regulation of transcription by RNA polymerase II; cytokine production. Bases 361 to 3057 code for a protein of 898 amino acids.
AAGAAACUAUAGUGAUGGCGAUGGAGCCGGAAUGAAAGGCAGGACGAUGGGAGAGACUGUGGGAUUUCUCCGGAGCGCAGUUUGAUCUGGGACCACAAGGCAUCAAGUCUGGAAAAGAGAGAAAAAAAGAAAAAAGAAAGUUGCAAAUGCUCGAAGAGGACGCGGCGUCUGAAGCGUGGAAAAGUUUCCUGAAGAGGGAAAAAAACCUUCCAGGAUGGGGGACUUUUGCGCAAUGACACGCACAUAGAAGGAAAAAAACCCUAAAGUUUCUGGAACAUCUCCGCGCAGCUCUUGACUUGAAGACGCACCGAACGGAGAAGUCUGCGCGUCCGCCGGAGGGAGACCGGACCGCGCACCGCGAUGGGGGCCGCGCCGGGCCCGGGCUGGGAGGACGGCGAGUUCGAGUUCAAGCUGGUGUUCGAGGAGGACCCGAGCCCGGGGCCGUCCCCGGUGCGCAUGGCCGAGCCGGACAACCCGGCCACCGGCGAGGACGGCGAGAGCGCGCCGCCGCACCGGGACCCCGUCACAGACAGCCACCUGGCCUCCAGUCAUGCCGGUCAGUCGAUCAGCAUCCCCAGCCCGCCGCCGCCGUCCAGCCAGCGAGCGGGGAUGCACUCCCCCCCGCCCCGGAGAGCCGCCGUCAGGGAGUUCAGCGGGACCUACGAGAGCUUGCCGGCGCGCUCUGUGCAGGUUUCGGAGUCUCGUGUCGUGGAGUGCCCCAGCAUUCAGAUAACCACCAUCUCCCCCGAAGACAACCAAGCCACCUCCGUCUCCAGCUACUGGGACAUGGGCGGCGGCAGCGGCGGGUGGGACCGGGAGCGCCUUUACCUCCCUCUGCUGGACGCCUUCAGCUAUCGAGACAAAUGCCCCAGCUCGCUCAGCCCCAGCCCCGCCUCCAGCCCCUCCUCCCGCGGCUGGCUCAGCCCCGCCUCCAGCUGCGACUCCCUGCUGGUGGAGGAGGAGGAGCUCAGCGAAGCCACCAUCGCUUUUGGGCUGUCGCCGUCGUCGUCGAGGCCCACCUCGCCCUGGGGCAAGAAGCGCAGGAACUCCCCGCUGGCCUCGCCUUGUGCCUCACGAAGGGGCAGCUAUUCAGAGGAGCUUCAGGGGUGUAGCGUGGAGGGUGGAGACUCCGCCUCCCAGUCGCAGGCCCCACCCAAUAGCUGUGAACUCAGCAUCCCGCAGAAAACAAGGAAGACGUCGCUGGAGCAGUUGUCUCCGAGGGAGGUGGAUCAGGAGCUGGCUCCGAGCCAGAGCGCUCCCUGCCCGCCGCCGGAGACCCAGCAGCCCCGGAGAGAGCCGCCGCCCAUGGGCAUGGACUACCUGUCUGUGCCCCCGGCGCUGGCGUGGGGCAGAACCCGAGCCAGCGCCCACAGCCCCCUCUUCAGAUCUAACGCUCUCCCGCCGCUGGACUGGCCGCUGCCCACCCAGUUCGACCAGUACGAGCUGCGUAUCGAGGUGCAGCCUCGGCCGCACCACCGGGCCCACUACGAGACGGAGGGCAGCAGGGGAGCGGUGAAAGCCGCCCCGACGGGGCAUCCCGUCGUCAAGCUGUGCGGAUACUCGGAGAGGAAGCCACUCUCUCUCCAGGUUUUUGUUGGGACCGCAGACGACCGGUCAAUUAGACCUCAUCCCUUCUAUCAGAUACACAGGGUGACGGGGAAGAUGGUGGGCACUGCCAGUCAUGAGAGCGUCCAGGCAGGGACCAAAGUGCUGGACAUCCCCCUCAACCCCGAGAACAACAUGACGGCCCUCAUCGACUGUGCCGGAAUUCUGAAGCUGAGAAACUCUGACAUCGAGCUGAGGAAAGGAGAGACGGACGUCGGCCGGAAGAACACCCGGGUCCGCCUGGUGUUCCGUACCCACCUCCCUCUAGCGCCCCCUGUAGCCCCUCCUGGACGCGUUUUGGCCCUGCAGGUUGCCUCUCUGCCCAUUGAGUGUUCCCAGCGCUCGGCCCAGGAGCUGCCCGUCAUCGAGUCCGUCAGCCUCACCUCCUGCUCGGUGGAGGGGGGAGAGGAGCUGCUGCUCAGCGGCACCAACUUCCUGCCAAUAUCCAGGGUCCUCUUCAUGGAGCGAGGCACAGACGGUAAGCUGCAGUGGGAGGAGGAGGCUCACGUGGACCGAGACAACAGCAACGAGUGUCUGCUGUGUGUGAGGGUGCCGGCCUACAGCGACCUGUCCGUCAGCCGGCCGGUGCCGGUCAGCCUGUACGUCUCCAACGGGAAACGGAAGCGGAGCAGCACUCACUGCUUCAAGUAUCUCCCCGUUCUGUUUAAAGAAGAGGACCCCCUGCUGUCCAGGCCCUCGGUGCUGCCUCUGGACGGGGGUCCCGUGUGCCCGGUGGGGGGUCCGCCCCGGAUGGACCGAGGCUUCCACGCCAGGACCGACCCCAUGUCUGAGGAGCGGGGCCUGGGCUUCCACCUGCCCCCCUACCCCCCCGCCUACUCCCCUCCGGUCCCGGCCAUGAGCUACCCCGAGGAGUACUGCCCCAAGCCCGACGCGGCGGCGGAGGAGGCGGGCGGGUCCAGGGCGCCGCUGUCCGAGCGCCACCCCAGCUUCGAGAACCUGGAGCUGGGCUUCACGGAGCUGCUGCCCCCCCUGUACCCCCGCGGCCCGCAGCCCCCCUCCCCCUCCCCCUCCCCGUGGCUGGACUCGCCCUACCUGUCCUCGUCGCCCUCCCCGUCACACUCGUCCUCUCUCAGCCCCUUCCCCGCAGGAAGUCCCAUCUCGUCCUCCCCGCUGCCCCCCAUGCUGGCCCCCCCUUACCCGCCCUACUCCGCUUACUCUCAGGAGGCGUGUCCGUCCCCUCCGUCCAGCUCCGGCACUUAUCAGGACAUCUGCCCGGCACCCUACCCCCACUACGAGGGCUGGGACCCCCAGGGGAGGGUGCUGGGGAUGGGACACGGGGGCGAGGGCGACGGGAAGGUCCAGGAGUGUCCGCUGGAGUUUUCCAGCUCCGCCUCAAUGCACCACAUCACCUUCGAAGAAGUAUCAGAGUUUAUCGGGGAGGACAUCCAGUCCUACCAGCUAGCCUCACAGAUGGACAACCAGCCCAACUGAGCUCGGAGCGACCCCCGACCCCCGUUUGGCCUUCAGCAGUCGUUUUAACCCCCCCGUGCACCUGGUAUUGAUACGAGGCGGCGCUGCCAUUACAUGUAACAUUACAGGGAAGUCUGGUUACCGAGACACUGUAAUUAUGACCACAGGUAACAACUGUUUUAUAAAAGCAAACUCAUGUUUUCAACAUGUUUUCCAUAUAAAUUAUAGAACAAACUGCCAGUUUGGUGUGUUCCAUGAUUUUUUUUAUUUGCAAAACACAAACUAAACAUUGCUUUUAGAAGAAUUCUGAAAAUGAAUAUGAUUAAAUCUGACAGAAAUCUUUAAUUGUGACAGUUACCCAUGAGUCAAUACAUUUAUAAUACAGUCCGAUAUCAUUGACUCCCAGUCUUUAAAUGCUGAACCUUAUUUGACUCACCUAUUGUUAAAACAUUAAAAAAGUUAAACCCCUUAAAAUCGAGAGGUCUGCCAAGUCAACACAUUUAAUUCUGUCUUUUCAUUCCACUUUAUUACCUUAAAUAACUUCUCAACAAAUCUGAAGUAGCUGUGGGGAGAUAUGAUACUGUUACAGAUACAAGAUAUCAACACUAAAUUAAAGAACAUUACCCUUAAAACUAGUGAAAUUAUCUGUUCACGCAGCAAGUAAAUUUUACUUAAAAAGCGAUCUUGAUAUAACAAUUUUAAAUCAAGAAAAUCAAGUCUCUCUAUCUAAAAUUUGUCUUAAAUCACGUGGGAUGGGACAUUUUGACUGAAAACAAGACGAAUGAACUUUUUUUUUGCGGUGUCUUCAGUAGAUUCUGGCUGGUGUGAAGCACUGAGACAAAAACAUAGAAAGGAGUGUAAGUUUACCCCCUCGGUGGGGAGUGUGAGCCGGCUGUUUGAAAGCUUUCUAAGAGGAACUGUUUGUUUCUGUGUCGAGGCGCGAGGCGCGGCGACACCGAGCAGGGAGGCGCUGCGGGCCUCGGCUCCGCCGGGUUUUAAAUCACCCGCUGUUUGGGACGUUACUCAUUCUGCUGCAGAACUUCACGGGUCUUUUCUCCUGCGUUUGUACUUUCUCCUCGACGGCACUCUGACAAAAACUCUGUAAUUACUUGAAUGCAGCAAAACGCAAUAAAAGGGAAACCGGCCUCACAAAAAAGACUG